Molecule: messenger RNA, 814 nt
Organism: Closterium sp. NIES-65
Lineage: Eukaryota; Viridiplantae; Streptophyta; Zygnematophyceae; Desmidiales; Closteriaceae
Source: the annotation of a GenBank genome assembly
AAGCAUCCCUCAUGCCAUUCCUCAUCCCUCAUGCCAUUCCUCAUCCCUCAUGCCAUUCCUCAUCCCUCAUGCCAUUCCUCAUCCCUCUCCCAUCCCCUCGUGUUUUCUGACUUCCUACAGCGGAUCCGCUCAGAUCGACUUCAUCUCCGGCUCAAGCGUCUCGACCUCCUCUUCCUCUUCCUCAACGGCCUUCAUCAUCCACGGAUGGCUGCUCGGCAUCGCGUUCGGAAUCCUCAUGCCCGCUGCUAUUCUCAUCUCGCGAAUCUUCCUCGCCGAUAAGCUCCAGGAGAAGCCGCCCGGCGUGGACCACAUCCAGUGGGAGGAGCAGAUUGCGCGCGCGAAAUCCUGGAAGCCUAUGGCUUUCGAAACGCACAAGUGGAUGCAGAUUGUCGCGGUUGUGCUGGCUAUCGCGGGGUGCAUAAUCGGAAUGGUUGAAUCCGGUUCGGUGGGUCUGAAGGGAACCCACGGCCAGCUCGGAAUCGCAAUCUUUGUGAUGAUUUUCAUCCAGCCUGUGAUUGGUCACUUCCGGCCAAACAAGGGUACAGUGAAUCGGCCGACGUGGUUUGUUAUCCACUGGGUGUUCGGCCUGGUUAUUGUCGGACUCGCUUGGGUGAACACGUUCCUUGGGUUCGACGCCAUGGCGGCUAAAUUCGCCUCCGACAUGCAAGUGUAUUUCAUCAUCUUCGCGAUUGCGAUCGGGCUAUUUGCGGCGAUCUACGUGGUCAUCUUCACGGUGGAUCAGGUGGCGUUCAUUCUCGCGAAGUUGAGACCUGUAGCGGAUGAAGGAAGUGGAAAGCUGGUUGAUGAAGUGUAG